Molecule: messenger RNA, 816 nt
Organism: Penicillium salamii
Lineage: Eukaryota; Fungi; Ascomycota; Eurotiomycetes; Eurotiales; Aspergillaceae
Source: the annotation of a GenBank genome assembly
AUGCCUACAGUCAUGUCAAAGCGCCUUGAUGGCAAGACGAUCCUUAUUACUGGUGCAUCAUCCGGUAUUGGACGCUCUACUGCAUUCGAAUUUGCUCGUACAUCACCACAAAAUCUCAACCUCAUCUUGACUGCGCGACGAAUCGACAGCCUCAAUCAAAUCGCGGCCGAGAUUGCGCAGGAAGUUGGCGCAGGAGUUAGAGUCCUUCCAGUGCAACUCGAUGUGAGCAAUGCACAAGAAGUGCGAGAGUUCGUGAGCAAGCUCCCUGCCGAGUUCAAGGAGAUUGAUGUGCUGGUCAACAAUGCUGGUCUCGUCAAAGGUGUCGCCAAAGCACCCGAAAUCGCGGAGGAUGAUCUGGAAAUCAUGUUCAAGACCAAUGUCACAGGUUUAAUCAACAUGACGCAGGCCGUUUUACCCUCUAUGCUUGCGCGCAACAACGGCGAAGGCUCUGGAGACAUCAUCAACAUAGGAUCCAUCGCCGGUCGGGAGCCAUACCCUGGCGGUAGUAUCUAUUGCGCGACUAAGGCUGCUGUUCGAUCAUUCACAGAGAGCUUGCGCAAAGAGCUGAUUGCCAAGCGCAUUCGUGUGAUUGGCAUUGACCCCGGUCAGGUUGAAACCGAAUUCUCAGUCGUUCGAUUCAAUGGUGACAAGAGCAAGGCGGAUGCUGUCUAUGCCGGGUGCGAGCCCUUGACGCCUGAUGAUAUUGCUGAGACUAUUGUAUUUGCGGCUGGGCGAAGGGAGAAUGUCAUUGUAGCCGAUACUCUACUUUUCCCUAAUCACCAGGCAAGUGCUACUAUUAUGCACCGGAAGCUAUAG